UUUAAACACUUCUCCUUUUUAUUUCCUCAUAUUCAGAAAAACAUCUCACAGUUCUCACUGACGAGACACAAUGCAUACAAUCAUAUUUCUGAUUAUAAUACUGAGCAGUGGACUUUGUCAUAAACGUGUCCAGCGAGGAUCUGACAUAACUUUGCAAUGUGAUGUCCCUCACAUUUCUGAAUCCUCAACAUUAAUGUGGAUUAAAGAAACAGACCAAACAUCAAACACAACAUUAUUGUACAACAACUCUGCAUACAUCAUCUUACACAAUGUUGAUGAAAACAGUGAAGGAAUAUACUAUUGUAUAUUACAGAAAGAUGGAAGAACAACAACUAUCAUUAAUCGCACACUUAGUGUCACUCUGUAUUCAGAAAGUAAAAAGCUUAUCAUUUACAGACAAAGCUCCAGUGACAGUGAUUUAUUACUCAUUUGCAAGUCUAAAAAGAAAUACCACAGGUUGAUGUGGACCUUUGAGUCGAGGCCUAAUUCAAAAUCCACAUUGAUAGCUGUAGAAAAAGGAGGAGAAGUUCAAGUUAAAGGGCCGAUCGAGCCAGGAGUAAAAACUUCUACCACAUACGACAGUCAAAUUUUUGUCCUACACAUCUCAUCUGUAGAGUUCCAGUAUAACGGAACAUACAAGUGUAUUGUGGAUGAUCAAAAUUCUUCCUACACAGCCACAAUCCUACGCACCAUUAGAGUCUAUGCAGAGCCCCCUGGUGGUCUGUUGAGAAAUCAGUCAGUUGUUCUUACCUGUGAGGUGUCUAAUGUGUCUGAUUCAGUGAAAUUGGUCUGGCUCAGGAUGCAGGGGAACAGAACAGUGCUGGUCAAACAGCAAAUGCUGAAUGAGAAGAAGACACUUCUCACAGUGAUUGUGAACAGCCUUCAGUCAGAUCUGCUGCACUGGCAGUGUGCUGUAUUUACUGAUAACACACUCAGAGCCGUGGCCCCUGUAACAAUCAAUCUCAUCUCAUCAGCUACAAAUGCUCCAAAAAUAUCAACAGAAACCUCCGCUUUACCAAACCAAGAAGACACCUUAACACAGGAGAGCCACAUACAGACCCUGAUCCUCGUGGCCUGUGCUGUCACUAUCAUUGUUCUGCUUUUCCUGGGACUACUGGUUUUUAAAUGUUGGCGAAAAACAUUUAUUAGUGGUCACGACACUGUGCUGAACUCCCAGAAGGAAGAGGAGGAACUUCAUUACGCUUCAGUGACUGUAACCGGAUGCAGUCAGGGAGCUGAGAGCUGGUCGAAACCCAAUGCAAGGUCAAAGGUGUCAGACAACAGUUCUACAGUCAUCUACUCUGCCAUUAAAAUACAAUGAGAGACAUGUUUCUCUGAAUUCUCGCUGUUUUUAUUCAUAAUUAUAUGGAUGACAAAAUGCACCUAACUGAUGAUAAAUUAUGUUCUGUAAAUAAAAGUAUGUAAAAUACAGCUAUUCAUUGAUUUGUUAUGUACUUAAAUACCACAUUAAUGAUCUCAUAUAAACAUAUAAAUAGCAUUAAGUCAAAUUUUGUCUUUUUCUAUGCAUGCUGUUGUAAGAGGCCUACUCUUUUAAAAGUUGUAUCUUAAUAUCUAUGUUGGCCAGCAGAACUGCUGUGGUCUGCUAUCAAAAUACUACGAGAUUCGACUGUCACACAAAUGACUUCUCGGAACUCACUGUAAAUUAACAUUGUUUUGAUUUGAAAUUGAAUGGAUAAGAAAAUGACUUACAAAGUACUAAUAAAUAAUUUUGUGUGACUAAAACAAUAUAAAUUCCAGAUAUUCCAGAUUUUUUUGCAGAUAAAAACAACAUUACUAAACCAUGUUUAAUCCUCAAAGUGCAUUUUGUGUUUGCUAAAUCAGUAAUGUUCUUUACAUAUGUAUGAACAUUUGGAUUAAACCUAUUUUAAGUACUGUAUAAUCACACUUCAAUCUGUUUGAUGCAUGCUAGUAAGAAACCUCAGUGGUUUCAUGACACAAGACUGUGUUAAAAUUAGAACUGUAUUUCCUGCUACGGAAAGAGUUUACACUAGCUAGAUCCAGCUUUGCAAAAAAACUUUAAACAUGUGAUCAGAAUGCACAAAAUAAUUGUGAUUAAAUUUCAAACUUGUUAUGAUAUUAUACUGUAUAAAAAAAUGAAAACUGUUAUGGCUCUGUAAAUGUAAGUCAUGAAAGAAGUCAAAUAAAUAUGUCCCAAUAUUA
Molecule: messenger RNA, 2181 nt
Organism: Triplophysa dalaica
Lineage: Eukaryota; Metazoa; Chordata; Actinopteri; Cypriniformes; Nemacheilidae
Product: carcinoembryonic antigen-related cell adhesion molecule 5-like
Exons: 8
Coding region: 71-1321 (416 amino acids)
Biological process (GO): interleukin-15-mediated signaling pathway; positive regulation of ERK1 and ERK2 cascade; T cell activation
Cellular component (GO): external side of plasma membrane; membrane raft
Molecular function (GO): protein tyrosine kinase binding; MHC class II protein binding
Source: RefSeq, a predicted model, not a curated record